This is a messenger RNA of Scleropages formosus (Asian bonytongue), 9447 nucleotides long. Its product is annotated as FRAS1-related extracellular matrix protein 2-like. NCBI's taxonomy places the organism in Eukaryota, Metazoa, Chordata, Actinopteri, Osteoglossiformes, Osteoglossidae. The transcript is spliced from 24 exons. The coding region runs from base 1 to 9369 and encodes 3122 amino acids. Gene Ontology annotation, biological process: anatomical structure morphogenesis; cell communication. The record is from RefSeq and is a predicted model, not a curated record. Gene Ontology annotation, cellular component: membrane.
AUGAAUGGGAAGAUGUAUUUCCCGCGGCUGCAGGGGACAGCGCGAGCCGCCGCGUGUUUCUUCUGCGCGCUCGCUGUGCAGGCUGUGGUGACCGUGGCCGUGACAGGUGCGGCAUCGGAGCGGGUCUCGCACCGUCCUGCCUCGUCACACUUACUGAGAUCAGAGCUGUCGGAAGAUGCCCUUCUGGUGGCCAACAACGGAAUACGAGUGCCAUUGGGAAGAUCCGUGUUUAUUGAUCCCAUCAAUGACUUGGUGGUCCAGGUUGAGCCCGGGGACAGAUGCACCAUCACCGUCCUGGGUCAUGAUCCACUGUCACAGAGGCCUGGACAGCUGUCACCGAAAAAGUUUCCCUGUGAGUUCGGCCCCAAUGAUGUGAAAUACUCACACUUUGGGUCAAGGAGCCCUUCAAAGGACAGGGUGAGGUUACAGCUCAGGUAUGACACUCAAACUGACACCUUGAUUAUCCCUUUCAUGAUGGAGGUUGAGGUGAUUUUUACCCAGCUUGAAGUGCUAACAAGGAACAUGCAUCUCACUGUUGAAAAACUGCUCGGCACCAGUAAUCUCAUAGAUAAGAACAUUUUGGAAUUUACUUUCGAUAGAAAAACGCAGCAGUGCAGGGUCACGUCUCUCACGGCUAGCAGUGUGUUACCGCGGUAUGGGAAACUUACAGGUGAAGACAAACUAGGAAAAGCCGUGGAUUGCGAUGAAUUUGUCGAGCUUGACAUAUGCUACCAGCACACGUUUACAGAAAGGUCUCCAAACAGAGAUUAUAUACCUAUGGUUGUUGAGUUACAGGACAGGGAGGGUAACCAGCUCAAGGAGGAGUUUUUCCAAAUUAUGGUGCGGAUUAAAGAGGGGGAAGACAACACUGUCCCCAAACCCAGCUUUGUGGCAAUGAUGAUGAUGGAGGUGGAUCAGUUUGUCAUGACAGCUAUAACCCGUGACAUGUUGGCUGCAGAAGACAUGGAAUCUAAUCCAGAUGAUUUAAUAUUCAAUAUCACGUCUCCUCUCUCCUUUGAUGAAGGGUACAUUGUCAGCACAGAUGAUAGGAACUUGCCGAUCACCUCUUUUUAUCAAAGAGACCUCAAAGAUUUAAAAAUUGCUUACAAGCCUCCCUCUGUUGAUUCUGACGCCGAACGGAUUUUCCAGAUUGAGUUUGAGGUGGUGGACACUGAGGGUGCUGUCUCAGACCCCUUUGCCUUUAUGAUUGUGGUGAAGCCAAUGAACACACUAGCCCCAGUGGUAACAAGGAACACUGGCCAGCUUUUGUAUGAAGGGCAGUCCAGGCCUCUGUCUAGCUCGCGCAAUUUAGAAAUCAGUGAUGAGGACAAUUUAUCUCAUGUCAUGAUCACAGUUGUUGAUGGACUGCAUCAUGGUGAACUCACAGUUCUGGGAUCCAGGAGGAAAUUCUUCACUCCAAUGGAUCUUGAUGCUGGAGUUGUCAUCUACCAGCACGAUGGCAGUGAUACGUACAGUGACAACAUCAUUUUCAGGAUGACGGAUGGCAAAAAUGAAGUUGAAUUUCUCUUUCCCAUUACAGUGGUGCCAACUGAUGAUGAGCCGCCGACUCUGAAUGCUAACACUGGCCUGGUGCUGUUCAAGAAUCAAAUGAUUCCCAUUUCCCCUCUAAUGCUUAGCGCUGUGGAUGUUGAUUCUGAGGACUCCACCAUCAGGUUUACAGUUCUGCCUCCUUUUUCCAAAAUUGGGGAGCUAGUACUCCGGCAAGCUGAUGCUCCAGAGGAUCCCUCUACGUGGAAGUUCAGCGCAAAUGAUGAAAUAUAUGAGAAAGUGGUGACAAAGUGGCUUCAGCAGGACAUCAUGGAUGGGAGGCUGUUUUAUAGACACACAGGCCCCCAUAGCCCUGGAACGCUCACAGAUCAGUUUGUGUUCCGGGUUCAGGAUGACAAUGACCCUCCCAACAAAUCAGGUGAAAGCACGUUUAUCAUUAGGGUUCUACCCAUUGAUGACAUCCCACCUGAGCUCUUUCCUGGCUCCACUCUGCAUAUGAAUGUCCAUGAGUACCAGCUAACCCAUUUCCGCAAAAAGUACCUGCGGUACACUGACCUGGAUUCAGAGGACCGGGAUUUGAAAUACACUGUCACUCAGGGGCCCACUGAUACAGAUGAGAACAACCCGCUUGCAUUUGGGUCUAUAGUUUUGUCUGAGAGUCCAGAUACUCAGGUGACUGAAUUUACUCAAGCACAAAUUAACCACCAUAAAAUAGCCUACAGACCACCUGACCUGGAGUUGGGAAUUACAGCACAUGUGGUGCACUUUAAGUAUACCGUCGAAGACAUGGCGGGAAAUAGUGUUGAAGGAGUGUUUUCUAUAUUUCUUCAGCCUGUGGACAACAAGCCCCCUCAGAUAACAAACACUGGGUUCAGUGUCUUUGAAAGGGGCACACACAUCAUCACAAAUACAGAGUUGGACACCACAGACAUCGACACUAAGAGACACCAGAUAUCAUUCACAUUAACUCGGCCUCCGUUUCAUGGGCAGAUGUAUUAUGAGCUAACGGAAAUGAGUGAAGGUCAAGUCUUCAAACUGGCGGACAUUUCCGGUGGUAAAAUCAUCUAUGUCCACAAUGGUGAUGAAUCAGUCACUGACACUUUUCUGUUGGAUGUUAGUGAUGGUGUUCAUGUCGUUACAAUCACUGUGAAAAUAGCUGUAAAACCCAUAGAUGAUGAAAUACCAGAAAUCAGUCUUCCAGUAGGAACAAUAGGUUCCCACUUGGAUGUCUUGGAGAAUGGAGCUACGGAAAUCACAUCCAGUGUAAUCCAGGGAAGGGAUAAGGAUACCGAUGACCUCAGGCUGACAUUCAUCGUAGAAGAUGCCCCACUUUUUGGGGACAUUUUAGUUAAUGGAAUAUCUUCUGAUAGAUUUACCCAAGCUGACAUCAUAAAUGGUGUAGUAAUUUAUGCUCACACAAGUGGAGAAAUAGGUCUCACAACAAAAGAAGACUCUUUUAACCUGACUCUCACUGACAUGUCAGAUGAUUGGAUUGUGGGGGGUAACAAAGUUAAUGGGAUCCGUGUGCACGUCACCAUUCUUCCAAUUGAUAACCAAGCACCAAAAAUUGUGGUUGGCCAGCAGUUCAGUGUGGUGGAGGGGGAGAAGAACGUCGUAGAGAUCCACCAUAUCAGUGCAGAAGAUGUUGACACCCUGAUUGAUGACCUUCUCUGUACCAUCAUUAUCCAACCCACCUCUGGGUACUUGGAGAACAUCUCACCAGCCCCUGGCUCAGAAAAGUCAAGGUCCAGGAUCGCAAUAAGUGCUUUCACAAUAAAGGACAUCCGUGAAGGUCAUAUUUAUUAUGUACAGAGCAUUCACAAGGGUAUUGAGCCUGUGGAGGACAGACUCACCUUCAGGUGCUCAGAUGGAAUUAACUUCUCAGAUCGACAUUUUUUCCCCAUUGUCAUAAUUCCAUCCAAUGAUGAAAAGCCUGAGAUCUAUGUCAGGGAAUUUGUAGUAAUGGAAGGCAUGAACAUUGUGAUUGACACACCCAUUUUGAAUGCUGCCGAUGCUGAUAUCCCUGCCAAUCAGCUAACAUUCAUCAUCACUAAACCUCCUAAACAUGGGUCCAUCGUCAAUCAGUUCACCACUGGUACUAGUCUUGUGACUAACUUCACCUUGCCUCAGAUUAAAGAUGCUUCUGCCAUUAUUUAUGAGCACGAUGACUCCGAGACCACAGAAGACAGCUUCAGUGUCAUCCUGACCGAUGAGAGAUUCACAGUGAAGAAAAUGAUCAUUAUAAUAAUUAUUCCAGUUGAUGAUGAAACACCAAGGAUGGCAGUCAACAAUGGAUUAGAGCUUGAAAUAGGGGAAAUAAAAGUGAUUAAUAAUAAAGUAUUGAAGGCCACUGAUCUGGACUCUGAGGACAGUACAUUGACCUACAUAAUUCGCCAUGGCCCCGGCCAGGGGUUCUUGCAGAGGAGAACUCCUUCACAGUUAUUGGAAAACAUCACUGUUGGCAUGAACUUCACUCAGAGCGAAGUGGACCAGAAUCUUAUCUUUUAUGUUCACAAUGGACAAGGGAGCGUUCGUGACCUCAUUAAGUUUGAUGUAACGGAUGGCAUUAACCCUCUCAUUGACAGGUAUUUUUAUGUCACCGUGAGAAGCAUUGACAUGGUAUUCCCCGAUGUCAUUAGCAAAGGUGUCUCUCUGGAAGAAGGGGGCAUAGUGACCCUAACCACGGACCUGCUUACAACUAGUGACCUAAACAGUCCGGAUGAAAACCUGGUCUACACCAUUACCCGGGCCCCUGUGCGGGGUCACCUGGAGUACACAGAUAUGAUCGGGAUACCCAUAUCCUCUUUCACCCAGCUUCAGCUGGCAGGGAACAAAAUCUUCUAUAUUCACACUUCAGAUGAUGAGGUGAAGAUGGACAGUUUUGAGUUUGAGGUAACAGAUGGUUACAACCCUGUGUUUCGCACGUUCCGUAUUUCCAUUAAGGACGUGGACAACAAGAAGCCUGUCCUGACUGUGCACAGUCUCACAGUAGCUGAGGGGCAAAACAAGCUGAUUACGCCCUUCGAGCUGACAGUGGAGGACCGAGACACAGAUGACCGCUUACUCCAGUUCACCAUCACCCAGGUACCCGUCUACGGCCGGCUGCUCUUCAACAACUCCCGUACUGUCACCUCUUUCACCAAGCAUGACCUCAAUGAGAACAUGAUCAGCUACAAGCAUGAUGGAGCUGAGUCUGUCAAAGACAGCUUCUCCUUUACUGUUACUGAUGGAACCCACACCAACUUCUAUGUUUUCCCUGACACUGUAUUUGAUACACGUAAGCCACAGACAAUGGAGAUCUCUGUUAUUUCUGUGGACAACAGAAUCCCACAAGUCAUUGUCAACAAGGGCUGCCCAACCCUGAGGAUGUUGCCCUCUGGACACUUGGGGUUCAUGAUCACCAGUAAAGUGUUGAAGGCAGAAGACAGAGACAGUUCUCAGGUGUCUGUGACCUUCAAGGUUACUUUAGGCCCGGAACAUGGUUACCUUAUCAAUUUAGGCAAGGGCAAUGCUUCCAUCACCACCUUCACUCAAGCGGACAUAGAUGACAUGAAGAUUUGCUACGUCCUCAGACACGGAGACAGUGCUACCAGUGACAUCUUCUACUUCUCCAUUGAAGACAGUGGUGGAAAUGAACUGAAAGACCAGCUGUUCCGUCUCAACUGGGCCUGGAUCUCCCUCGAGAAACAGUACUACGUGGUGGAUGAGGAGGCCAAGUUCCUGGAGGUGGUGCUGAAACGCAGGGGCUUCCAGGGGGAGACCGCUUUCGUGAGUAUUGGCACCAGAGAUGGCACAGCCGAGAAGGACAAAGACUUCCAGGGGAAGUCACAGAAGCAGGUCCAAUUUAAUCCAGGCCAGAGCACCGCCACCUGGAGGGUCCGCAUCCUGCCCGACAACAUGUUUGAGCAGUCGGAGACCUUCCGCAUUGUUCUCUCUGAACCUGUCAUGGCAGUGUUGGAGUUCCCUGACGUAGCCACUGUGGAAAUCCUCGACCCAGCUGAUGAGUCCAUGGUGUUUAUCCCCUUAUCUGCCUACACCAUCGAGGAAAACAUCGGUGAGCUUCUGAUUCCUGUGCACAGAAGUGGAGACAUCAGCCAGGAACUCAUGGUCAUCUGCUACACUCAUCAAGGCUCUGCCAGAGGCACCGUCCCGACAUCGGUGCUCUCCUACUCGGACUAUAUUUCUCGGCCAGAGGAACACAUGAGCUUGCUUCGCUUUGAUACAGGCGAGGCACAGAAAGCCUGUCGUGUAGUUAUAAUUGAUGACUCACUCUACGAGGAGGAUGAGAGCUUCAAUGUCACACUCAGCAUGCCCAUAGGUGGCCGUCUUGGCCAGUACUUCACGGCAAAGGUCACUAUCUUGUCUGACUUCGAUGAUGUGCCUGUCUUCUAUUUUGAAGACACAGAGUACCAUGUUGACGAGAGUGAUGGUUUUGUAGAAGUCCGAGUGUGGAGGACUGGUACGGAUCUCUCCAGGAUGGCCACUGUCAUGGUUCGGUCCCGCAAGACCGAGCCAUUGUCUGCCGAAGCUGCUGUGGACUAUGUGGGAAUCAGCAAAAGCCUAGACUUUGCUCCUGGGGUUAAUAUGCAAACUUGCAGAGUUAUCAUCCUGGAUGACCUUGGCCAGCCUGCCCUAGAGGGGACGGAGAAAUUUGAGCUUGUCCUCCACAUGCCUAUGAAUGGUAUUCUGGGGCAGCCAGGAAAGGCAACCGUCUUCAUCAAUGACACAAUUUCAGACCUCCCUAAAGUCCAGUUCCGGGAAUCGGCCUACUCAGUGAAUGAGAACCAGGGACAAGUGUUGGCAUUGGUGUAUCGCAGCGGUGACCUCAACUACCGGUCCACAGUGCGGUGCUAUAGCCGCCAAGGAUCUGCCCAGGUCAUGAUGGACUUCCAUGAACGGCCCAACACAGAUGCAUCCAUCAUUACCUUCCUCCCUGGGGAAGUGGAGAAGCCAUGUGUUCUGACACUGGUCGAUGACGAGCUUCACGAGGAGGACGAGGAACUGCGCUUGGUCCUGGGGAGCCCCAAGAGUGAUUUACCCUUUGGAGCCUCUGUCGGGGCUCAGAGCGAGACACUCAUCACCAUAAAGGAUGAUGCAGAUAAGCCCUUCAUCAAGUUUGGGGAGACAAAGUUCAGUGUGAGAGAACCCAAGGAGAGCGAUCAGGUUUCGGUUGUGCUGAUUCCUGUGCUGCGCAUAGGUGAUGCCUCCAAGGUCUCGCUGGUCCGUGUCCACACCAAAGAUGGUUCCGCCACCUCUGGGGAGGACUACUACCCUGUGUCUAAGGACAUUGAGUUCAAGGAAGGUGAGACGCAGCACUUUGUGGAGGUGGAGAUUCUGUUCGACGAUGUGCGGGAGAUGCAAGAGGCCUUUACUGUUCAUCUGAAACCGGACGAGUACAUGGUCGCUGAGACUCAGGCAGCUAAAGCAAUUAUCUAUAUCGAGGAGGCCAACGGCAUGGCGGGCGUCACCUUCCCCUCCGCACCUCAGGUGGUGUCGCUGCUGCAGUAUGACAGCACAGACAGGACCAAGGACAGCCAUCACCCCGCUGCUGGAUAUCCGGUUGUUUGUGUCACGGCUUGUAACCCAAAGCACUCAGACCACGAGAAAACUGGGUCCAUCUGCUCAACUGAGGGCAUCAACGACACGCUGACCCAGUACCGCUGGCUGGUCAGCGCCCCCCCUGGUCUAGAUGGUGUGACCAGUCCCAUGCGCGAGAUGGCCUUUGACACCUUCUUCACCUCUUCCAAGAUGAUCACCCUGGACUCCAUCUACUUCCAGGCCGGUUCACGUAUCCAGUGUGCCGCUCGUGCCGUCAACUCCAACGGUGAUGAGGGCUUGGAGAUCAGUAGCGCCAUUGUGACCAUCAGUAUAGACGAAGGCAUGUGCCAGCCUCGCGAGGUGGGAACGGUGGGUGCAGAUCCCUUCUCGGCCAAACUGCGAUAUACAGGGACAGAAGACCCCAACCACCCCAAUCUCAUCAAGUUGACAAUUACCAUGGCCCACGUGGAUGGCAUGCUGCCCGUGGUGUCCACACGGCCGCUUUCCAACUUUGAACUGACGCUGAGCCCCGAUGGCACGCGAGUGGGCAACCACCGCUGCUCCAACCUGCUGGACCAGCACGAGGUGACAACCCGCCACGGAUUCCUGACGGAUGUUACCGCGAACGCAGAGGCUGUCGGAGAGACCGUGCCUUAUCAGUACAGUGCCGUCCUGAGGGGGAUGGCAGCGCUGCGCUUCUACAGGAACCUCAACUUGGAGGCCUGCCUAUGGGAAUUUGUCAGCUACUACAACGUGUCUGAGCUGCUGACCGACUGCGGGGGCAGUGUGAGCACUGACGGCCAGGUUUUGGACCUGGUCCAGUCGUACGUGACCCUGCGGGUUCCCCUCUACGUGUCCUACGUGUUCCACUCCCCCGUGGGCGCCGGUGGCUGGCAGCACUUCGACCUGCGCUCUGAGCUGCGGCUCACGUUUGUUUACGACACCGCCAUCUUGUGGACGGACGGCGUCGCCAGCCCACCCGAGGCCGAGCUGCAAGGUGCGCUGUACCCAACCAGCAUGCGCAUCAACGAACAGGGCCGCUUGGUGGUCAACUUCCGGACAGAGGCCCGUUUCAGGGGCGUCUUCGUGCUGUCGCACCACGCCUCCACCCUGUCCUCCAUGGUCAUGUGUGCAGACCACCUUGGCCUGACGUUCAGAUUGACCGUGGUGAGAAGUGAGCCCACCUACGACCAGCCGCUGCAGCACUGGACCUUCACCUCCGACUUUGCCGUGAGAGACUACUCUGGAACAUACACAGUGAAGAUGCUCCCUUGCACAGCUGCCUCCAACUCGGAGUACACAAUCCCCCCCGUGUGCAACCCCAGGGAACCUGUGACCUUCAACUUGGACAUUCGCUUCCAGCAGGUGAGUGAUCCUGUGGCCGCUGAGUUCAGCCUGAACACGCAGAUGUUCCUGCUGUCCAAAAAGGAACUUUGGCUAUCGAACGGGUCCAUGGGCUUUGGUCAGGAGAGCGACACAGCGUUUUCAGAAGGGGAUGUGAUCUACGGCCGAGUGAUGGUAGACCCCGUGCAGAACCUGGGUGACUCCUUUGUGUGUACUGUUGAGAAAGUCUUUCUGUGCACCGGGACUGACGGAUAUGUACCCAAGUUCAACCCCAGCAGCUCGGAGUUUGGCUGUCUUGCCGAUUCCCCGACCCUGCUGUACCGAUUCAAAAUAAUUGACAGAGCUCAGCCAGAGACUCAAGCCCGGAGUUUUGGGAGUGUGGGAUUCAAUGCACAGCUAGCUGUGGAUGACCCUGAAGCGAUGCCUCUGGUGGGGCAGGCAGGCUCAGAUGGAUUCCGGGUCGAUUCAGCAGCUCUCUUUCAGGUGUCCCGGGGCCGUGAGUGGUAUAUCCACACCAUCUACACAGUUCGCUCCAGGGAUGGCACCAGUCGAGUAAUUGGGAAACGGAGUUUGGAGUGCCACUCAAUGUCACCUGCCGACGAGCUUCGCCUUAGGAGAUCUGUGGCUGCAGUGCCUGCUGUUGCUAAUGGAAUUGGGCAGGAGAACGACAGGGGCACCAACAUUAUGCAUGUUAGGCUGCAGCGUGGCACCGAUCUUCCAAGGUCCGAUCUGGACACACCCGCCCUUAGCGCCGUCCCACAGGAGCGCCACGCUGAAGUUGGGGAUGCUGAUGGUGGGAUGGUGAUGCUCUCAGCGGUUGUGGCUGGACUGCUGCUCAUCGCCCUUACUGUUGCGGCCCUGAUCCUGGUAUGGAAGUCCAGGAAAAGUAACGUGAAGACAGAGCAUCCCAAAAGGAAUGAGAGUGCAGCACCCACAGUGACACAGGUUCACAGUGGCAGUGACAGCUCAGAGGUGUAACACACGUGUGUAGCAUUUUAAUUUCCCCUAAGUCAGUACACAGGGCUGUACAGUUAAGGGAGGCAAAUAAGCCAGUGA